GUGAGCCCGGAGCCAAGCUUUCACACCAACAUAUCUCUUCCAGCGAGAGAGGUGGAUUUAUUUUACCCGCCCGGCGCCGGCUCACACCGUCCGCUCACAGACAAUAAGUGGAGUUCACGCCGAUCACAACAAAAGGAGUAACGCUAAGAUGACAGAGGGCCGUCUGUGCCAGGUUCACCUCCUUGAUGACAGGAAGCUGGAGCUGCUGGUUCAGCCCAAGCUGUUGUCCCGUGACCUGUUAGAUUUGGUGUCUUCACAUUUUAACUUGAAGGAAAAAGAAUACUUUGGGUUAUGCUUCAUAGAUGACACUGGUCAGAGUAACUGGCUCCAGUUGGAUCGCAGAGUUCUUGAUCACGACUUCUCCAAGAAGACCAAUCCUUUGGAGCUCAAGUUCCUGGUGAGGUUUUAUAUUGAGAGGAUCACAUACCUGAAAGAGAACACAACAGUGGAACUCUUCUUUCUGAAUGCAAAGUCUUCAGUUUUCAAUGAGGGCAUCGAAGUGGAGGCUGAAAAUGUCUUCAAGUUAGCCGCAUUCGCACUGCAGGAGGCGAAAGGAGAAUACACCAGUGUUGAGACAGCUAGAUCAGACCUGAAGCAGCUCCCUGUUCUGCCCACCCGAGUCCUGAGGGAGCACCCAUCUCUGGCUUACUGUGAGGACAGAGUGAUCGAGCAUUACAAGAAACUGAAGGGGCUGAGCAGAGGACAAGCCAUUGUGCAGUAUCUGGCCUUAGUGGAGUCCCUGCCAACAUAUGGAGUCCAUUAUUACCCAGUGAAGGACAAGCAGGGAAUACCGUGGUGGUUGGGAGUCAGCUACAAAGGCAUUGGCCUGUAUGAUUUACAGGAUAAGCUGAAACCAAGAAAGUUAUUUCAGUGGAAGCAGUUGGAGAAUUUGUAUUUCCGUGAGAAGAAAUUUGCAGUCGAAGUCAACGACCCACACAGAAGGACAGUGACCAAACGCACUUUUGGGCAGACUGGCUUGGUUAUCCACACAUGGUAUGCCAGCCACUCUCUGAUUAAAACCAUCUGGGUGAUGGCCAUCAGUCAGCACCAGUUCUACCUGGACAGGAAGCAGAGCAAAUCCAAAAUUUCGUCAACCAGGAGUUCGGGAGACAUCGCUAUGGACCUCACUGAGAUCGGCGCCCCACGGAUCAGUAAACUGUCCAGCAUGGAGAGCAAAGACCAGCUCAUUAUGGCCAGCAACGGGAGCCUUAUCUCUGCCGGUUCUGCCGACUCUGAAGUCAGCGAAGACCAGAAGAAAGAGAAGAUUGCCGAGCUGAAGAAGAAAGAAAAGGAUCUUCAAGACACACUGACUCAGAAACUGGAGGAGCUGAAGAAGAUAUGCAUGAGAGAAGCUGAGCUUACCGGGAUGCUGCCUAAAGAGUAUCCCUUGGCCACAGGUGAAAAAGCCCCACAAGUACGACGCCGUGUGGGAACAGCCUUCAAACUAGAUGACCUUUUCCCCCAUGAUGAGGACCCCCACCUGAGGAAUCUGGAGAGCAGGUUUGCCCUGCAGCAGAAGAUUGUGGAAGCAGCCAUGAAGCUGGCCAACGAGGGUGACCUCUGCAAGACAGUCAAGAAAAAGAGGAGAAACAACUAUCUGGAUUCAAUGAGGAAGCUGCAGGAGAUUGAGGAUGAGAUCAACGCCUAUAGGGUCAAGACUGGAAAGAAACCCACGCAAAGAGCCUCACUGAUUAUAGCAGAUGAUGUCAACCCUUCAGAGCUCAGCUCUCUGUCUGACAGCCUCACACUGGAUGAUGAUGAUGAGCUCAGUUCCCAGAGGCAGCGGUCGAGGUCGGUCCAGUACUCUCCUAAGCCUCAUCAUGCAGACACACUGGACAUGCACUACCAUAAAGACAGACGGGCCUCUGCUAUUGACCAGAACAGCGACAGCAGAUUAAAUUAUGGCCAAGUCCAGGAAUCACACCACUAUAAUCUCCGCAACGCCUUAUCGAGCCACAGCAGCCCAUACAAGCAAGGUUCAAGACAGCCACGUGACGCGCGCAGCAUGCCUCCAACCCCCCUCCUCACCCGCAACGCCUACAGCAGCACCCAGCUCAGGUCAGACGAUGGCCCACAGCAUUUCCGCCAGCGGAGCGGUAGUUUGGAGUCACAGUCGCAGUUCCUGACAGAGAGCGAGCCACCAGCGCCAGCCUUUGCCCUCUCACCAGCCCGACGUAGCAACAGCACGGAGGUCCUCGAUGACGGCUCCUCCUACACAAGCCAGUCUAGCGUUGAGUAUAACGCCCCCGGUAACCACACCCACCGACGCAGAGCCCGCGGCCGCCACCGAAAGGACAUGUACGCCAACACUGGUAGCAUGCCCAACCUGGCCCAGCCCGACACCCGCUGCUACGCCUACCAGCCUCGGGCGCGGCCCACCACCACGGCCUACUACGUGACGGGCUAUCCCAGCUACGCGGAGCCGGAGCCUUACCCCAAUGGAGUGUACAUGUACGAUAACGAGAUGGAGGGACACUACAGCGUCAAUCCCUCGUACCACCCCACCGCAACGGCCUAUCACAGCCAGGAUAUGUACGGUCGCUACGGCAGUGACGAGAUGGACAGCAUGUCACAGAACCCGUACGCCACCCUGCGGCCACCCAGGAACCGCCCGGUGCCGCGAAGCAACGAGCAGGUGAACAAGAACAUCCAGAAGGCUUUGGUGGCGGAGCACUUGAGAGGCUGGUACCACCGCAACACGGGACACAAGCAGGCAGCGUACGACUACGACUAUGACAGAGGCUCCCAGCAGAGCCUAGGCUACCAGACCAUGCCUUCGCAGUACAGCUACAACAGGACUGUCUCCUACUCAUCAGUAUCGUCAGCUGCCUCUACUGGGAACUGGCACGGCCACACGGGCGUUGGUAUGGCAGAGUACGACGUGCCAGCACAUGCGCAGCAGUCCUACUCUUACGGCACAGCUCACUACAGCCACCCCCCCCACAACAGAUGUCCCCCAGAGUUUGUGGUGCGGAGCAGUGAUAGGAUGGUGCGCCCUGCAGGGCCAUUAGAGAAGUAUGGUGCUGUUGCCUAUGCUACUGACCAGGAAAAUUACCCCCCUCAAUAAUCAGUGGCACAGCACAGAAGAAAGGAUCCUACGUAGAUGUCAACCAAAUGGACUCACACAUCAGCAGCCAAAUGAACAGUAACAUGGAUCCAGAUGAACAGAUUUACUGGCACGAGGACUCAAAACCAGGAACAAUAGUUUAGUCGCCGACCUGCCAUCGUAACAUGUGACACUUUCACAUUGAGAAGUUGUCAUUGUGCCUUAGACUGCACUUACCAGUUUUUCUGGAAAAGAGAAUCAGAAGAAUCAAGGAACUACUUCUGUGGACUGCGACCCGUAAAGGAACUAAGUCUUUGGGUUCGCUGAGAUACAGCUGCCAAACUGACCUGGAUCCCUGUGUGCUUUCUAAAGAAACCCCCCCUCUUGACGUCUGUACGUGCUGGAUUGCGAGAUUGCGAGUGUGUGUGGUGAUGGCACUUGUGUUGUGCACUGACCUUGUACCAGGAAGAGCUGCUGUGACGGUGGGGUGUAGCCAAAGGGAACGGGGACUCCAAACUCCUAAACUUACCCAGUGUUGCCCUGUACAGAUACUGGCUUCACACAACCGAGGAUAAGGACCGUCCCUGAUGUAGGAUACUGAGCCGCGAUGAACAACAAGAAAGACUCGUCGUAUUCUGCCACUUCGACAAAUGUACAAACACUGUAACUAUGAAGGAUCUGUUGAGUAUUGCUUUUAUUGAAAUGAAGGAUUGACUCAUUAAAAAUGAGUCCAAAGAUGGCUGCCUGCUGAAAUUAUCUCCAGUCACCAGAUCCGGUUGUCGUAGCAUUGCUUGUAACUACUGCACUGCUUUGUGUAUCAUUGUUUGUCAUUAAAAUUUGCAGCAGUCAUUAUAAGGUGUUCAACUGUUUCCAGUCUUGUCAGUAAUUAUAACACCGUUCAGCCAAAUACUUCUUUGUUAUACCAUCUGAGUAUUGCCCUAAGUCACCAACUUUGAUAGUGCUGAGUUUUUUAAUGCAUUAAAAGCCACAUCUCAUCUGGUCACUGCAGAAAUACAGAAAUUAGACUUUUAUUUUUAAACAAGUUUACUGUAUCCAUGCUGGAAACCAUGGACUGGUGCUCCCGAAUUCUCUCAAGAGAGUGAAGCUGUAUGUACAUGUUGGUAUUGUAAAUACAUUGUUUCUGUCUUUUUUGGAGCCUUUUUAUGUAUUUGAAAAAAAAAAGCAUGUAAUAUAUAUAGUAAACAAUUUGUUAAGCUGGUUCUUAGUAAUUUGUAUAACUGCAUUUGUUUGAAUUUUUAAAAAUCAGCAUUUGAA
Myripristis murdjan (pinecone soldierfish) is the source of this 4321-nucleotide messenger RNA. RefSeq names its product FERM domain containing 4Ba (gene frmd4ba). The record is from RefSeq and is a predicted model, not a curated record. NCBI's taxonomy places the organism in Eukaryota, Metazoa, Chordata, Actinopteri, Holocentriformes, Holocentridae. Gene Ontology annotation, molecular function: cytoskeletal protein binding. Gene Ontology annotation, biological process: establishment of epithelial cell polarity. Bases 149 to 3067 code for a protein of 972 amino acids. The transcript is spliced from 24 exons. Gene Ontology annotation, cellular component: cytoskeleton; adherens junction; bicellular tight junction.